CAUCAGUCAGUCAGUCAGCCCGCAGCGUGCCGGACAUCUGAACCGCUUCACAUCAGAUCAGACGGAUUAUUCAACUAAUAUUUCAGAGGGAAUCCACUGGAUGUGUAUCUGACCUGAGUCUUGACAAGCCUGCUGUCUGCAGUUCCAGAGGAUCUUUACUGUCCUCCAGCUGCGUGUAUGGAGAGGCAGGCGGUGCAGCGGGCCAGGGAGGCCUUCCUGAGCGGCCGGACUCGGCCUGUGGAGUUCAGACAGCAGCAGCUUCACGCUCUGCAGAGGAUGAUCACUGAGAAAGAGACCGAGAUCUCCACCGCUCUAAAACAGGACAUCAACAGGAGCCAGUAUGACACACCGCUCUUGGAGCUGAUUGGCAUUGAGAAUGAGAUCAAGCUGGCUAUAGAGAAGGUGGCAGAGUGGGCGGCUCCUCGGCCGGUAGAGAAGAACCUCCUCACCAUAUCAGACGAGGUUUAUGUGCAGCCGGAGCCUCUGGGAGUGGUGCUCAUCAUCGGGGCCUGGAACUACCCCUGGGCCGUCACCCUCCUGCCCCUGAUUGGAGCUAUCGCUGCUGGCAACGCAGCUGUGGUGAAGCCGUCCGAGCUCAGCGAGUACUCGUCCCUCCUCCUCCGGGCUCUGCUGCCUCGCUAUUUGGACAAGGAUCUGUACCAGGUUGUAACAGGUGGAGUGCCAGAGACACAAGAGCUGCUGAGGCUUAGGUUUGACCACAUCUUCUACACAGGCAGCGGCACCGUGGGUAAAGUAGUGAUGGAGGCUGCAUCUCGCCACCUCACCCCAGUGACCCUGGAGCUGGGAGGGAAGAGCCCCUGCUACAUCGACAAGAACUGUGAGAUCAGGGUCGCCUGCCGUCGUAUCACAUGGGGAAAGUUUGUGAACUGCGGUCAGACGUGCAUCGCUCCAGACUUCAUCCUGUGUGAACCGUGCAUCCAGGGACGAGUAGUGGAAUGCCUCCGACAAACUCUCCUGGAAUUUUACGGAGCUGAUCCCAAAUGCUCGCCAGACUACGGCCGAAUCAUCAACCAGCGUCAUUUCAACAGAGUCAUGGGUCUGAUGGAGGGUUACACCCCUGUGGUGGGAGGACAGAGUGAUGCCUCACAGCGCUACAUUGCCCCGACAGUGCUGAAGGAUGUACCACCUCACUCCAGGCUCAUGCAGGAUGAGAUUUUCGGCCCCUUGUUGCCCAUAGUGACAGUGAGUGACAUGGAUGAUGCCAUUCGCUUCAUCAACGAGAGAGAGAAACCUCUGGCGCUCUACAUCUUCUGCUCUGAUAAGAAGGAAGCAAAAAGGAUGAUUAAGGAGACCACAAGUGGAGGAGUGACAGUCAAUGACGUUAUGAUGCACUAUACGCUCAGCUCGCUGCCGUUUGGUGGUGUUGGUCAGAGUGGUAUGGGCCGCUACCAUGGUAAACACAGCUUUGACCAGCUGAGCCACCAGAGGGCGUGCCUGGUCCGCUCUCUGGGUAUGGAGAGCGUCAACCUGUCCCGGUACCCUCCUCAGGACCGCCGGCGUGCGCGCAGGGUGCGGAUGGCCCUCAAGUCCCCUCUGAUCGACAUGUCCAAGAGGACGUUCAUCUGGGCCGUCGUUGCCACCAUCAUCGGCUUUGGCCUGUUCGUCACCCUGCUGGUCAUCCUGCUCAUAGCUGCAGGCCUCAACUGUACCUGCUGGUACUGGAGAGGCUUCUAUAACUAGAGACACUUAGUCACACCUACCCUGAGAAGAAGGAGAAGAAGGAGAAGAAGAAGAAGAAGGAGAAGAAGAAGAAGGAGAAGAAGAAGAAGAAGAAGAAGAAGAAGAAGAAGAAGAAGAAGAAGAAGAAGAAGAAGAAGAAGAAGAAGAAGUGCCUGCUGCAAAGAUUUCCAUGUUCUAAAAUCCUGUUUUGUAUUCAGAUAUUUUAAAGAUAAAAAUAAGAUAAGCUUUUACUCUAACUUUUAUUUGCUGUCCAUCUAUUUUGUAUUAGAGUUCCUCCCUUAGUGACGAGACAAACAAACUUAAACACCCGAGUCCUGUUCUGCAUUCUUCAUUAUUGGAGCUUAACAUUGACUUUGUGAGGACAUGUGUAUAUUGCUUGUUGUUCCAGAAUAAAAUAUUUAGAUUUUA
Molecule: messenger RNA, 2109 nt
Organism: Cottoperca gobio
Lineage: Eukaryota; Metazoa; Chordata; Actinopteri; Perciformes; Bovichtidae
Product: aldehyde dehydrogenase, dimeric NADP-preferring-like
Exons: 10
Coding region: 178-1701 (507 amino acids)
Biological process (GO): aldehyde metabolic process
Cellular component (GO): cytoplasm
Molecular function (GO): aldehyde dehydrogenase (NAD+) activity; 3-chloroallyl aldehyde dehydrogenase activity
Source: RefSeq, a predicted model, not a curated record